AUGCAUAAAGUCGAUGAAAGUAGCAGCUUACUCAACAAAAAAAAAGUAUCAUGUGCUACCAAUGAUUAUCAUCAACAUUAUUCAUCUAGCCUUGAAUGGACAGAAUCUUCUUGGACAAGAUUUUUACAUGCACUCUUUUGGUGGUGGAUAAAACCGAUGCUGUAUAAAGGAUAUAAACAACAAUUGACAACAGAUGAUCUUGAUGGUGUACCUCAGAUUGAUAAAGCUUUGCUGUUAUUAGAAAGAUUAUCUUCUUAUGAUUGGUCAUCAACGACAACAUGGCGUAUUGUUUACAAAGAGUUUUGGAAAGAUUAUGUGUUUGCCAGCAUUCUUAUAAUUCCUCGUAUGAUAACAAGUAUCUCUCAACCAUUACUUCUUCGUCAAAUUCUUUUGAACAUAAUGAAUGAAAAAGGAUCAAAUACUGCUAGUUAUAUUCGAUAUCAUGAAAUAACAGUUAUAAGAACUGAUAAACGUGUAGAAGCUUUCAAGGAGUUCAUUAAUGGAUGUCAUAUUGCUAAAAUGUACAACUGGGAAAAAUCAUUAGGUGAUCGUAUAGUUGAAAUGAGAGACAAUGAAUCAGCAAGUAUUCGACGUGCCUCGCUCUAUCGUGCUCUCAAUAUGACUAUAUUUUUUAUGUCAGCAUCACUUUUUGCACUGACGACAUUUGGAAGUGCUUGGUUCCUAGGUUAUCCAUUGACUAUCGACAAUACUUUUCCAGCGCUUGCAUUAUUUUCUGUAAUGCGUGUUCAUGCCAUGUAUUAUAUUCCAUUAGCAAUAGAGAAACUAAGUGUAAUUAAGUCUGCCUCAAGAAGAAUAGAUUCAUUUAUGCGUCUUACUAUGAAACAAGACAAUCAGUCUCGAUUGCCCAUGUCUUUAAUCAAUGAGCAAGAAAAAGGCAAUAUCAUGAUUUCUAAUGCAUCUUUUUCCUGGCAUGAGGACACACGUUUUUUAUCAGUAUCGAAUCUAACUAUCAAAAAAGGUGCAUUGGUCGGAAUUGUUGGACCCGUAGGCUCUGGUAAAUCGUCUUUUUUUGCUGCUAUUCUUGGUGAAAUGAAUCUAAUCAAUGGUCUAUUGAACACAAACAAUAGUUCUUUUGCUUAUGCAGCUCAAUCACCGUGGAUAAUUGAAGAUACAUUUCGUAACAACAUUCUUUUAAAUAGACCACUUGAUCAACAACGAUACAGAUAUGUAAUACAUGCUUGUUGUCUCGAUGAUGAUAUUAGUAUAUUUGGGCCUAUCGAAGAUCGUAUUAUGAUCGGAGAAAAUGGGUUUAAUUUAAGUGGUGGACAAAGAGCAAGAGUGUCGUUAGCUCGUGCCUUAUAUACUGACGCAGACAUAUAUCUACUUGAUGAUCCGUUAUCUGCUGUUGAUCGUAAAGUGGCUAAACAGAUCUAUGAACGAUGUCUUGGUCCAUUCGGAUUGUUGAGAAAUAAAACUCGUUUACUAGCUACUCAUCAAACUGAGUUUCUCAAUGAAACAGAUCAAAUCAUAUUUCUUUCUCAUGGUCAUGUUGAUCAACGAAAUUGUUUGAAUGAAAGUAUAAUUAGAGAAAAUAACUCAAACGAAAAUGAAACAUCAAAAUUAGUUAGUCUACUUGAUGAUAACAUAUCAAUCGAUAAUUUUCGACCGAUUGUGACUGAUGAAAAACUAAUAGAUGAUAGUUCUAUGUUCUCUACAUUAUAUCAUCUAUGUUCUGCACCACCAUUCAGUAAAAAUGGAUUCUGUAUACUUAUAAUUGUACUUCUCUUGGGCGAAGCAUUAAAUAGUGGUUCAAACUAUUGGCUGAGCAUAUUUACUUCGGUUCGAAUAAUACAAUCUCAUGAACGUGUGGAAGCAUCAACAGCCGCACUAAGGUUAAUGAAUGCAAUGUUUGUUUCAUUAUGGUUUCAGUGGGCACUUCGAGAGUUGUCCGAAUCCGAUAUAAUGAUGAUCAGUGCCAAACGUAUCGAUGAGUAUUCACGUUUGCCAUCUGAAGAAGAUCGAGGUGGUCACAAAGGUCUUGUAAAAGCUUCAUCAGAAUGGCCAACUGAAGGAAAAAUCAAAUUUAGAAAUUAUUCAUUACGUCAUCGAUUGAACUCGGAGUAUGCAAUUAGGGAUAUUAAUUUCUGCAUAGAGUCUGGUCAGAAGAUCGGCAUCAUUGGUCGAACUGGUGCUGGAAAAUCAUCCAUCUUCAAAGGUCUAUUUCGUUUUGUUCAUCGAUCAUGUGUCGAUGGUGAAAUUCUUAUUGAUAAUAUUGACAUUAGCCGCAUCGCACUUAAUCACCUUCGAUCUCAUAUCAGUGUUAUCCCUCAACAACCUAUCUUAUUUAGUGGAACCCUUCGAUACAAUCUUGAUCCAUUCAAUCAUUAUUCUGAUGAGGAAUGUUGGAAAGCUCUUGCCGAUGUUCAACUUAAACAGUUUGUCAGCAAUCACUCAGCAGGUCUUCUCAUGUCUAUUGAUAAAUCAGGUAAAACGUUGAGUAUUGGUCAAUGUCAAUUGGUAUGCAUUGCACGAGCAAUUCUAAAGAAAAGUAAAAUAUUAUUGAUCGAUGAAGCAACAGCUAAUGUUGAUCAAGAAACAGAUGAUAUCAUUCAAGCGGUAUUUCGAGAUAAAUUUCAAGAUCGAACUAUUCUGACAAUUGCUCAUCGAUUGCACACAGUAGCAAGACAUGAUCGUAUUCUUGUAUUGGAUAGGGGAACAAUGGUCAAUUUUGAUACUCCUGCAAAUAUUUUACAUUCGUAUUAUUGA
Messenger RNA from Rotaria sp. Silwood1, 2727 nucleotides. NCBI's taxonomy places the organism in Eukaryota, Metazoa, Rotifera, Eurotatoria, Philodinida, Philodinidae. The record is from the annotation of a GenBank genome assembly.